Molecule: messenger RNA, 3411 nt
Organism: Cuculus canorus (common cuckoo)
Lineage: Eukaryota; Metazoa; Chordata; Aves; Cuculiformes; Cuculidae
Gene: RAB40B
Product: RAB40B, member RAS oncogene family
Exons: 6
Coding region: 820-1503 (227 amino acids)
Biological process (GO): protein localization to plasma membrane; intracellular signal transduction
Cellular component (GO): endosome; synaptic vesicle; plasma membrane
Molecular function (GO): GTPase activity; GTP binding
Source: RefSeq, a predicted model, not a curated record
AGGCGAGAUCCUGGGCAGCCUCCGGGACGGCGCCGCCGAGCCGCCCUACGGGCACAGCGCGGGUAUCGAUUGUAAGACUACAAUGAUUCUUCUGGAUGGCCGACGAAUCAAGCUGCAGCUCUGCUUAGCAAAACUACCACAUAAAUCUUAUCUGAGAAGGAGCCAGGAAGAAGAUGUUUUAAGUCUUUUUGUGAAGGACAAAGAUGUUCUUUGGAGUUCUUAAAACAAGAGACUGGAAAUGUUUUGACAGUUGAUCAUAUACAGAAAUAUGUGCCUUGCAUUUGAAGAUCCAUAAUCUACCUCAAAAAGUCAUUAUGGAAUUCUGCCCCUUUUGUCCUUCACUGUAAAUUUGAUUUUGCUUUCAAACCCUUUAUGUGUUACUUUUUUUGGUGCACCCUUUACUAAAAAUCUUUGCUGUCUAUAACUCUAGGGAUGCCUUCAUCCCACUGGACUCUUGAUGAACUAUCACUCCUGUAUUCAAGUAUUCAAUGGUUUUCCAUUAGUUUCCUUGGUUAAAGCUAUUGCUUCCUCCCACUUUUACUGUGGGAACAGAAUCUUCUUCAAGCUGAACUAAAUGCAAAGUCUAGUGGCAUACCCUGGAGCAAAUAGGCAUUGCUUUCCAAGGGCGAUGACAAGAGUAAAGUUUGAAGUUCUUGUCCUCUUAUCCUGAGAAACCUGAGAAGUAGAGCUGUAGAGGAAAGGGAAAAACUGCUGAGAGCGAGAAGAGCUCUUACGCAUUAGUAACUGCUACUGCCUGUCUACGGGAAGAAGAGCUGAUAGUGAUCAGCACAAAUGGGUUAAUCCAGCUGAACUCUGAACAUGGGAGGCCACCUGUUGCUUUUAAAAAUAUGUAUAUUCACUUUCUUUAGGGACACGUCAGGGCAAGGGAGAUUCUGCACCAUAUUUCGAUCUUAUUCAAGAGGUGCUCAGGGAGUAAUCCUAGUGUAUGAUAUUACAAAUCGUUGGUCAUUUGAUGGAAUCGAUCGAUGGAUAAAAGAGAUAGAUGAGCAUGCUCCUGGUGUACCAAAAAUCCUGGUUGGAAAUCGCCUCCACUUAGCCUUCAAGCGUCAAGUGUCUACUGAGCAAGCACAAGCCUAUGCUGAGAGACUGGGCAUGACUUUUUUUGAAGUCAGUCCACUUUGUAAUUUCAAUAUUACUGAAUCUUUUACCGAGCUAGCAAGAAUAGUAUUAAUGAGACAUGGAAUGGACAGGCUCUGGAGGCUGAACAAGGUACUGAGUCUGCAGGACCUUUGCUGCCGUGCUGUAGUUUCCUGUACCCCCGUGCAUCUCGUUGACAAGCUCCCUCUCCCCGUUGCCUUAAGAAGCCACCUCAAAUCUUUCUCUGUGGCAAAUGGCCUUAAUGCUGGGAUGAUGCAUGGACGCUCAUACUCCCUCACAUCCGGCAACAUCAAUAAAAGGAACAGCUUAAAGAAAGCUAAAAUCAUCCAUCCUCCGCAGAGCCCACCCAAAAACUGUACAAGAAACAGCUGUAAAAUUGCUUAAUCACCCUGUGGGGAAGGGUACCUGGCUGGAAUUGCCUCUUGUGAAGCGCUGAACGCCAGGACUCCUUGUUUAAUGGCUGAGCCCACUCUGUAUGUAUCACACCGCAGAGACAACAGUAAGGGAGAGGAGUCUUCUUCCAGAGCUUGCUUCCUGCAGUAAUGCUGCUUUGGAAUGAAUGAGGUGUCCAGUGUGACUGGAAGGUUGUGGCAUUUGGCUGUUGGAUUUUCAUACUGUGUUCUACUUUCUGGUGUGCACGAUACCCUUGUUUUCACAUAGAGGAUAAUUAUAAUGAUAUUCAGUUCUUAAUUUCCUGAAAUCUGGAAAGUGACUUACUGUGUAAUUGUAUAAAAACUUGUCUUUUUGCAAACUAUUCAAAAAUACAAAAAUGAGUCCUUGGUUUCCCAUUCAGGCAGAGGUUUUUAAACACAAUGUAUCAUGUACAUUGUUAAAUUCUACAAAGAAUGGGACAAAUCUAGUAAUGCUGCAAUUGUGCAUCUAGAUUUUUUUAAAGCUUCCUCGAUAGCUUUGAAGCACUAACUUAACUAAGCUAAAAAUGUAUAUAUAAUUACUAUGCACAUACACAACAAGCUUUUGUCCCAUUAGUAUAUGUACUAGAUUUGAUAAUGUUUUUGGUAUGUUAUUUAAUACUUUGGGGAAUGAAUUUGUGGUUUAAAUACUUAUUUUUCUGUAAAAAGAAAAAAAAAUUUACAUUUUAUACCAGUCUACAAGAAUGUUCUAGAAGGAAAAUGCCAAAGACACUAUGGUAAAAGGAACAUGACUUGAAGAGUUGCUUUAUAAGGAAAGAAUACUAUUUAAUAAAUAAAUAAAUGUUUCUGGGAAAGGAGCCCUAUUAUGUUUUUUUUAACUAGGGAAGGUUGUUCCUUUAGAAGAUUUUGAAGAACUAGGAACCAGGAAUGUGAGGUCAUCCUAAAAGCAUUGUGUAAUGCUUAUGAUACAACAUGUCUUCAAGACAAAUAUGUGGAAGAGUAACACAUGCCAAGUACUUCUGUUUGCAAAGGAAAUGUGUGAUGUGCUCUCCUGAGCAAUAACAGACCUUGGAAGGGAUGAUGUAGCUUCAUCCUAGUUUCUCCCAGGUGUCUUCACUAAUGUGAGACACUGUCAAGUUAUGUCUCUAUGAUAUUCCUUCUGGAUCAGCACAGGUGUCCACAGCCUCUGCAAGGAAGCAGUGAAAAUUCAAGCCAGUAAAAUGCUGAAGUUAUGCCAGGACCUGGACCAACGAAGGCAUCACUACUUAAAAAUGCAGUGGGGAACAAGUCUUGUAGUUAAAAGACCAAAAAACACAGGCUAUAUUGCUGUGGGAUGGCUCCCUUGGUGAUGAGCAGGCUCCACCUGCUGGUAUGCUGCAGGGCUCGGGGUGAAGCUAUUAAGACUGUGGAGACUGCCUGUCCACAGCUGAAGGAGACGUACAUAGCAGCCCACAGCUAUGAGAGGUUAAACCUGGAUCAGACAUCCCAGCUUCAGGAGUGUUCGGGCUCUGUGCAUGACUAUACUGUUUAAACUCCUUCCAAACUCUAAUCUUGGCCUCUUCAGUCACCAGGUCAUUAGUUUGUUUUCUGUAUGUGCUAUGUGGUAAGAAUGUUCAGCUGGAGAGAGCAUUAAUAUGGAUGUGCGUCCCCUCAAGGUCAGAUUUGCUGCUGCUCCUGCCAGCAGAGAGAAGGAGAGGCUGUGGCAGUGCUCCUCUCUUCAGGUAAUGCCUGCAGAAAUCCCAUGUGGAGUGAGUAAAGCCUGGGUCUGUGGUUGGAAAGAAGACUUAACGAGCUCUUGGCAUUUUUUUAAUUUCAUGUACUAAGUCUUUUAACUGUCUGAGGACAUAAAACCUUGUAAAAAUGCAAUGUGAUUAUUUUUAUUUAUCUAUAUAAACAUAUAACAGAAAUAUAUAUGGAACUA